Molecule: messenger RNA, 5658 nt
Organism: Anastrepha ludens (Mexican fruit fly)
Lineage: Eukaryota; Metazoa; Arthropoda; Insecta; Diptera; Tephritidae
Gene: Ctps
Product: CTP synthase
Exons: 4
Coding region: 2267-4219 (650 amino acids)
Biological process (GO): pyrimidine nucleobase biosynthetic process; CTP biosynthetic process
Cellular component (GO): cytoplasm; cytoophidium
Molecular function (GO): CTP synthase activity; identical protein binding
Source: RefSeq, a predicted model, not a curated record
AAAUAUAUUUCGUUGAAUUCGAAUCCACAUACCCUCAGAAAAUUUUGAUGAAAACAAUUAAAUUUUGCCAGUUUUUAUAACUGGGAUCAGAUAAACAAAGUGCCGCCGCGAUUUGGGAGUUAUUAAAAACUGAAGUUCGUAGCUAAACUUCAUUACCAAGUGGCAUUAGAGCGCCCUGCCCAAUGAACAGCAACAAAAGCAAGUGUCACUAUAAACUUAAAAGUAUUGUGACCGGAGGAAAUGAACCAUCCAUGGUGGCUAAAACUUCAAAUAGUACUUGCAAAAGUCUAAAUUAUAUCCUUUAUCCAUAAUUCUUUUUCACACACCUGCAUAGUUCUGACUUAAAAGGCAUUACUUCGAGACUUAUAUAAAUUUUCUUAAAACUAAUGUGACAUUUACUAGUGGCAUAUAAAAAGCUAGACUAUUAAGGUCACUGGGUGCUUUUAUUCGACUUCCUGGGGCAGUGCUCCAACCCACUAAUCUUCUCCAUUACAUCAACAGCUCUGGUUCUAUCUGCCCGUAGGAGGUCUUAUAAUGGUAACAAAAUGGCGCUUGAAUGCUACUUGGGAACUGCCGGACUGGUACUUCAGCCAAUUUACCUAUAUGCCUAUCCCGAUAGAUUGUCCCACUACAGCGUUUUAAUGUUACUUGGGGAGUGCCAGGAUGGCACUUUAACCAAUUCACCUGCUUACUUAUCAACAAAAAGCAAAAUUUUAUUGCGUAAAAUUAUCAGUGAAUUAUAUUCACAAUAUACAUUUUUUUUUAAUUCAAUUAGUUAUUUUUAUAUUAACAUUUUUUUAAAUCUAAUUAGUUAUUUUUUUGGUCCGCCAAUUUUAUUAGGCACCUUAAAAUAAGCGCCGCCUGGCAUUUGUCAAACUUUGGAAUGGUUCAGGAAAAAAAUGUAUUUCGCUAACGAAUUUUGCACUCCUUAUCCUCUCUGCAGUUAGGAUUUCCAAUGUGAUUUGCGCAACAGUCAAUCGUCUUGGUUUAAUUCCUCAUACUUAUCCCUGGCCCUUCUAUGUCAGCGUUCUCGUAUUUGUUUCAAGCCUUUGUCGUUGCUCUGCAUUGAAGCGUGCCCAGUGCUUUUAUUGUCGCUACCGUCGCUUCUCCGCCGCCACAUCCUCAAUCAUUGCAUUCACUGUUGUCGACUUCAACGCUAUAUGAACGUGUCAAAUUAUCCGCCAGCUGCAUCUGUUGUUUGGCGCGCAGCUCGUCGUUGUCGCGGCCGCCACUGUCGUCACAUAGUUGCCGUUGGGUUUUACUUACUUACUGUGUUUUUGCCUCACUCGGUGAGCAGCAACCAUCAUCAUCAUCAUCUUCAUUAUCGUCAACGGUUUGUAUGUCCGACUCACGGUUUCUUUUUGUUCUUAGCGACGCGGCGGCUGGUACUCCAAUUUUUCGUUAUGUGUGUAUGCAUGUGUGCGCCGCACACAUAGAGCGGUGGUAGUGCAUAAGAGUGAUGUCUGGCUGUGAGUGUGCUCGUUCGCACCAUCAUGCCAUUUGCCAUCCGCCAAACCAUAGCUUAAUGUUGCCCUCGCUCGCCAACCGUCUGACUGUUUGAGUGUGUGGCCAGCCGACAUAAUUCGCAUUGCUUCGCAAAGCCUCCGCUUGUCGUUGCAUGCCUGUCCGUACAAACGGCAGACAGCUAGCGAUUCAGUCGACCUAAGCGGCUUUGGUUCCCCUGCCGCUUUCGGCAACAUAUCGCUUUUAUAUCGUUAACUUUUGUGUGCCUUUCUGCUCGGCGGCUGGGUUUACUACUAUGCCUUACUUUGCUUCAUUGCUUUGAGUACGGUCCUUCUUUUCAGUGCUGCGCUGCUUGUUGGUUUGUAGGAGAGAUUUUUUUUUAUUUCUACUUGAUUUUGUUUUUGAAAAAUCGCUGUCGACGGUUUACUUGAAAUUCGUACGCAGUGCCGGCGGCCGUGGUUUGGUUAGCAGUCAGCAGUCAGCAAUAAGCUGCGUUACGCUCACUCGCUCACUGCUCACUCAUGCACUUUGCACUACCCCACUUCACUCUAUACCAUCGAUCCUAUUCCGUUUUGCCAUCCACAGCCUGUUGGCAGGCUAGCCGAGUACCGAGGCGGUUAGGCAGCAAAGCAAUCAGUCGUAAAUGAACGUUUCAAUCAGUCAGCAGUAACAAACGAAUUGGCGCGCGUGUCUCGUCUUUCUAUUUUAACAUUUAACGAACAUUCGAUUUACUCCGUGUGCAGAGUAUUGAAGUGAACGCAAUCAAAAUUCAAAACUGGCGGCUCAAAACGGCCCUUCACUAAUGGCACCAAAGAAGUCUACAAUCGUCCUGAACGUUGAACAAUUUAUACGCGACGUCCAGGAACGGCCAGCCAUUUGGAAUCGCAAUUUUCACUGCAACAAAGCAUUUCUAGAACAAAUGUGGGAUGAGCUGUCCGCUACACACAAAUUGCCCAGUGAAGUUUAUGUGUUGGACGAUGGUGGCGAGGUCGACUUGGAUUUGGGCAAUUACGAGCGCUUUUUGGACAUAACUUUGCACCGCGACAACAAUAUCACAACUGGCAAGAUCUACCAAAAAGUAAUUGAAAAAGAACGUACCGGUGAAUAUUUGGGGAAAACAGUGCAAGUUGUUCCUCACAUUACGGAUUCCAUUCAAGAAUGGGUGGAUCGUGUUGCGCAACGUCCAGUUCAAGGAAGUUCAAAGCCGCAAGUGUGCAUUGUCGAAUUGGGUGGCACAAUUGGUGACAUUGAGGGUAUGCCCUUCGUUGAGGCUUUUCGUCAAUUUCAAUUUCGUGCGAAACGUGAAAACUUUUGCGUUGCUCAUGUCUCACUCGUGCCAUCGCCACGUUCCACAGGUGAACCGAAAACAAAACCCACACAAAGCUCUGUACGCGAAUUACGUGGCUUCGGCUUGAGCCCAGAUUUGAUUGUUUGUCGUUCGGAGAAACCGAUUGGCCUUGAAGUGAAGGAGAAAAUAAGUAAUUUCUGUCAUGUUGCUCCAGAUCAAGUGAUUUGCAUACACGAUCUUAGCUCAAUUUAUCAUGUGCCGCUAUUGAUGGAGCAGAACGGUGUGAUAGAGUUUCUCAACGAACGUCUACAGUUGAAUAUCGAGACAACUAAACGUGAAAAAUGCUUACAGCAAUGGAAGGACUUGGCACGGCGUUCCGAGACUCUUCGCGAGGAAGUGAACAUUGCCAUCGUGGGCAAAUACACUCGUUUGGAGGACUCCUAUGCUUCUGUGGUGAAGGCACUUCAACACGCAUCACUUGCUGUCGGCUUCAAAUUAAACCUGAAAUUCAUCGAAGCCUGCCACCUAGAGACGGGUACGCGUGAAAAAGACCCUACCAAAUACCAUGAAGCUUGGAUGCAACUAUGCGAUAGUGAUGGCGUUGUUGUGCCCGGCGGAUUUGGUUCUCGUGGCAUGGAAGGCAAAAUUAUUGCAUGCAAUUGGUGCCGCGAAAAAAAGAAGCCAAUGCUGGGUAUUUGUCUUGGCCUACAAGCGGCCGUCAUUGAGUUUGCGCGCAACGUGCUCGGUCUAAAGGAUGCCAACACUACAGAAAUCGAUUCGAAAACCGGCAAUCCGCUAGUAAUCGAUAUGCCAGAGCAUCACACUGGCCAGAUGGGAGGAACGAUGCGUUUAGGUAAACGCACAACCACCUUCUCCGAUGAGAAUAGCAUUAUUAAAAAGCUAUAUGGAAACCCGAAAACGAUUGAUGAACGUCAUCGCCAUCGGUAUGAAGUAAAUCCCAAGUAUGUACCCACUUUGGAGGAGCAUGGAAUGCGUUUUGUGGGCUAUGAUGAAGAGAAAAGGCGCAUGGAAAUAGUCGAACUGUGUGAUCAUCCAUAUUUCGUUGCCACACAGUAUCAUCCGGAAUACUUGUCACGACCACUUAAACCGUCACCACCAUUCCUUGGCUUAAUAUUAGCAUCGAAGAAGCGCUUAACCAGCUAUUUGGCUCGCGGUUGUCGUCUGUCGCCACGCCAGCUUUCCGAGCCGUCAUCGGAUGAAGAAAUAUUGGCCGAGGAAUGCGAAAAACUUGUAAAUGCUGUUAAGCCAUUGCAGUUGGAUGUGCAUUGCUGGAAACGUCUUCAAAAUGGUCACGCCAAGGAUGUGGAAAUUAGUGCAAAUGGAGAUAUCGCCCCAGCAAAAGGGGGCGAAACCAGGCUGAAUGGUGAAAACUCGAACGGUGAUACAAAAACAAAUUCCACAAAGGGCGCAGCUGGUGGAAAUGCAAGCAAUCAUAGUGCACAUUAAAUAUAAAGAACUUCGAAUUAGAUAGUAGAAAUUUUCAAAUGGGUCAAAUUAGGUUUUUACAAUUCUGUGUAUUCAAUUUCUUACUUUAGUUAUCUACAUUUUUGAAUAUUUCCACAUAUCUGAAUUUAAUUUAGUAGCGUUCAAUUAAAUAUUUAGUACUCCGCAAAACUUUUGCGUGCGUUUCUUUAUUUUGCGUUACUGGUGUGAGUGUGUGGUGGUGGUGGGGAAAUGCAUUGAAUUAUGUCUCUCUACCUACGCACUCGCUCGCUCCAUUAUUUUUGGGGGUGAGCACCCAUUUAACGCUUCUAGUGCAAUAUUAAGCCGCCGCCAUACGAAAAGUUCACAUUAGUAAGCAAAAUAAAUCGCUAGAACAUAUUUUUUAGUUAUUAAGUAUACCUGGAACGCUAAAUGUUAUGUAUUGGAAAAUGUUGUUCAUACCUCCAAGACGGCGUGGUGAUGGUGAUGUGGUAUAACAUUUAAUGUUCAGCAAUAGAAAUUACAAUUUGGGCAGAGACCUUACUGCCUAACGUGAUACAUGCAAAGCAGACUAUUUUUUGUUAGUCUGUACGAUUAUAGCUUAGUUGAAGAAUAUCGUUAUACGAUGCUCAGCGUAGCGCUUCAAAUUAUCUGCAAAUAGAGCCAUGGCUUCUUGCCGCACAAAUCGAGUAUUGGCGUCUCCAGUAUCCAAUAUCCAAUCGACAAGUACACAUAUAUUUUUGUUUAUAUAGUAAUUAAUAUUCAUUGAAGUAAACUGUUCGAUAUUCGAAAGUGAUCUUUAUGUGCAGAAAUUUAAAUUCGUGUGUUUUAAAGCAAAAUAAAUUAAAAUGCAUAGCUUUCAAAUUAGUAUCUGUUGCAAAUCUUGUUAGGCUGUAAGGUCUUAAUUAUUCGUAUAUUUCAUAUUUAUUUACAAAAAUGUUUUAUUUUAAAUCUAAUUAAGUCAUAUCUGCAUUCACAAUUGUAAAGUUGCAAAUUUAACAAAGCCAGCAGUUUUUGUGUGUUUUGUUAGACUAAGGAAGUAAGUGCGUAGAAAGUAUAGUCUGUAUGGUAUACUAGUUUAUAUACAUGUAAAGUUAUUUUUAUUUACAUAUGAAAAUGAAAUGCUUCCUUGUGAGCCCGAUGAGGCAAAAACGUUUAAUUGUAAUUAAUUGAAACUGAAUGAUUGGCUUAUUUAUAAGAAACUCGAAAUCUAACUACAAAUUUUAUCGUAUCGAAAUUGUUAUUAUGCUGUGUAGUACGAGUAUGACUUAGGAAAAGACGCAAAAUAAAUUAGUUUUUAAUUUGGUUGCAUUAUUCGUGAACGCGUGGCUGGGAUUGGCGUCCAAUUUAAAGACUAAUUUUAUCUGUACGUGAAUAUUCAAGAAAUUUUAUAUUACAAAUAUAUUUUAGUAUUGUGCAUAUCUACAAAGAAUUCAGAAUAAAAUGAAGGUGAGCGAAGGAAA